AUGAUUGAUCCAUUUAACGUACAGCAUGAGAUGAAAGUGCCUUUCUAUGAAAAGCUGUUCAAAUUUCACUCUGGGUUAAUUACCCAUCGCGCUCGAGAGAAAGCGAUGUAUCUAAGGUGUUUUGGAGGAGGUCGGCUAGCGAAUUUACGAUGUCCACCAUUACAUGCCCUCACCAACGGAAAGUGGUUGAAGCGACUUGUUUACUUUCUGCUGUUUCUUGCAUUCCUGUAUGUACUAUUUAUAGCAACACAAUGCUGGAAACUCUAUCUCUACGAUAUGAUGGGCUGGAAACGAGAGAAAUUCAUUUGUGUAAAAUUUCGAGGGCGUUUGGCCAAUCAGAUGUUUGAUUAUGCUUUUCUUUAUGCGUUUGCUCAAAAGAAGGGUUUAUCUAUGAUUGUUCCUCCUUCGGACCUGACAAAGGCAUUCGGAAUCCAACCCAAGACAGGAGAUCAGUAUGGGUUCAGCAGAUACAUGUGUUGGUGUUUCUGGACGAUUGAUGACAAAUGGAACUGUGCCUAUGAUACGUCAUUUGAAGACUUGGAAAAAAAUACAGAUUUGUCGUUUCGUGGAUUCUUCCAGUCUUGGAAAUAUUGGAAAGAUUACGAUGCAGACUUACGAAAGAUUUUUGUUUUCCAAGAUGAUAUAAAAGAAAAGGCAAGGUUUUCUAUGAGGAAAAUUUUGAAAGAAACUGGUAAGAAACCUCUACAAGGAAGUGUCUUGGUUGGAAUUCAUGUCAGACGUGGGGAUCACAUUGAAAGGAGUGAUGUUAAUUAUGGCAAACUUGUAGCUACAGAGGGUUAUCUUAAUAAUUCAAUGAACUAUUUCCGACAGAAAUUUAAGGAUGUUCUGUUUGUAGUGAUUUCUGAUGAUAUCCCCUGGACCUCCAAUGCUUUAAGAAAGUUCAAGGACGUUUACAUAGUGACAGGUAAUUCUGGAGAAGUAGAUAUGUGUCUGCUGACAAUGACCAACCACACCAUCAUGUCAGUGGGAACAUUUGGUUGGUUUAUUGGGUGGAUGACCCAGGGAAUAGUGAUUUAUUAUAAGAAUGUGGCGAGACCAGGUUCUGGGUAUGAAUGGGAAUUUGGACCAGGAAUCCAAGACCACUUUCUACCUCAUUGGAUCGGGAUGGAGUAA
Messenger RNA from Ylistrum balloti, 1134 nucleotides. RefSeq names its product galactoside alpha-(1,2)-fucosyltransferase 2-like. The record is from RefSeq and is a predicted model, not a curated record. The coding region runs from base 1 to 1134 and encodes 377 amino acids. Gene Ontology annotation, molecular function: galactoside 2-alpha-L-fucosyltransferase activity. Gene Ontology annotation, cellular component: membrane. The transcript has 3 exons. Gene Ontology annotation, biological process: carbohydrate metabolic process. Lineage: Eukaryota; Metazoa; Mollusca; Bivalvia; Pectinida; Pectinidae.